Stylonychia lemnae is the source of this 1029-nucleotide messenger RNA. The record is from the annotation of a GenBank genome assembly. NCBI's taxonomy places the organism in Eukaryota, Ciliophora, Spirotrichea, Sporadotrichida, Oxytrichidae.
AUGUGGAGGUUCCUUAACCCUAGAGCCAAUGACCUACUCUAAUUCAUCAAUAAGUCGAAAUAUAACUUUAGCUAGUGGAAGCAUUUAAUAUAAUAACGGCGAUUUGCUGUGCCAAAAAAAGGUUACACUACUAGUACUCUAAGAUUUUAUUACUCACUCAAGCCAAAUAUGUAUGAUUUAGUACUACCUAGAUCCAAUCUAUAUGCAUAGGUCGUUGGCAUAAUACAAUCUGAAAACUAAUCAGCUGAAACUAUUCUUAUUGCCUGCAUGGUCGGUAUGGUCAUUUCACUUGCUCUAAUAGGCAUGCUGAUAUAUAUGGUUGCCACUAAAAUCAUUAGAGAAAGAUAAGCUUAAAAAUAAUAAAAGUAUUUCAAUUAACGGAAUGAUGAUGAAACCCCCAAAGAAUUUAUGGAUGAAUAACCUUCAGAUUACGAAUAAAUUAAACUUAAUGUUGAUGUUGUUUAAUAAAACUUGCCUGAAUAAUAAGCUUCAAUAAUUCCAAAAAGUUCUGUUAAAAAUGGUAAAAAAAAGGGAAAAUUUAGAGGUAAAAAGAAACAAUAACUUAAAAUUUCGUAAAUAGAUCAAAAUAUGAAUCAUGAGUAAGAGCAGUAAUUGUAAGCUGGGUAGAUAAAUUUGAAUGAUAGUAGGACCAAGUUCACAAUUGAGUAGAUCAUUUAAGAGAUCAAGCUUAAUGAUACAAUGGGUAUUAAUGAAUCAAAUCAGCAAAUAAUUGAUGAAAUAACUAAUCUACCAUCUAGCUCAGGACUAGAGGAAUAGUUAAAACAUGAUAAUAGUGAUUCUAAAGAAAUAAUCUAGCAGCAAGAUAAUUAAAAAACAAUGAAUAAUACAAUUUUUGGAAAAACAAAACGAAAGAAAAAAAAGCUCAAAACCCAAAGCAGUACUCCUUAGGUAAAGGAAAUAGUGUCUAGUUAAUGGGAUAAUCCUAAUAAAGAUAAUUUUGAAGUUGUUCCUCAGCCUAGUUUAUAUCUAGCUCAUUCAAUUACUAAUUAAAGAGAUAUGAACUGGUGA